Molecule: messenger RNA, 1197 nt
Organism: Sabethes cyaneus
Lineage: Eukaryota; Metazoa; Arthropoda; Insecta; Diptera; Culicidae
Product: neurotrimin-like
Exons: 8
Coding region: 1-1197 (398 amino acids)
Cellular component (GO): neuron projection
Source: RefSeq, a predicted model, not a curated record
AUGACUUCGUCGCUUCAGGCCAUGUUCCGGACGGUGGCUCUACUGCUGCUCGAGCUGGUAGCCACUUGUGUUCAAAAGGAUGUCUCUGGAAUCGAUCCCAAAUUCAGUGCACCGAUUUCAAAUGUGACUGUUCCGGUUGGCCGGGAAGGCGUGAUGACCUGCACCGUGCAUGAUUUAUACAAAUAUAAGGUCGCGUGGCUUCGAGUGGACACUCAAACGAUACUGACCAUCGAGACACUGGUAAUUACCAAGAGCGAGCGCAUUUCCAUUACCCACACGGAACAACGGAUCUGGCAGCUGAGGAUCAAAGAUAUCAAGGAAUCCGACAAGGGUUGGUACAUGUGCCAGAUCAAUACGGACCCGAUGAAAAGCCAGAUGGGUUACCUCAACGUUGUCGUACCCCCGGAUAUUCUCGACCACCAGACAAGCCAGGACAUGACCGUUCCGGAGGGAUCGAACGUCAGCCUAACUUGCGUUGCAACCGGUGUCCCGGAGCCAGCGAUCGUCUGGAAGCGAGCCGGCGAAAAAGCACUCGCCAUGAUGGAAAACUCCGGCGUCACCACCCACGACGGGUCUGUUUUGAAUAUCUUUAACAUACAGCGACACAAUGCCGGAGCGUACCAUUGCAUAGCAUCGAACGGUGUCUCGCCGACCGUGAGCAAACGGAUCAUGGUUACCGUGGACUUUGCUCCGAUUGUGAGGGUGCCAAUCAGGCAAUACACAGCCGAAAUAGGGCAACGGGUUUCGCUGGAAUGUUUCACCGAGUCCCAUCCGGAUCCAAUUACCUACUGGCAGCGGGGAAAGGGGGAAAUCAUUCUGCCAGGUGUCAGCGAAGUCAAACAAUUCGCCGAAAAUGUUUACAGAGUCGCAAUGCAAAUCGUUGUGCACCUGCAGCGGAACAGUGACUUCGGAAUCUACAAAUGUGUAGCCAAAAAUGAGUUGGGAGUCUCCGAGGAAGCAGUUAAAAUUCAGAAAAGGACAAGUAAGAUAACAAUCCUGGAUGAACCGCCCACAAUAAUUCUGGAAGAACCACACACAAACACGAAAGAGUCAACCGUCAGCCAACAGAACAAGUUCCGAGAUUUGAUUUUGAGAACUAAAAACUCAACCGGUUUCCGGUUAACCGCCGCGCCUUGCACGAUGCUUCUGCUGGCACCGAUGCUUAUGGUGCUGCUGCUUUCCGCCGGUCAAUCCUGA